Messenger RNA from Drosophila subobscura, 602 nucleotides. Its product is annotated as shematrin-like protein 2. The coding region runs from base 105 to 557 and encodes 150 amino acids. The record is from RefSeq and is a predicted model, not a curated record. The transcript has a single exon. NCBI's taxonomy places the organism in Eukaryota, Metazoa, Arthropoda, Insecta, Diptera, Drosophilidae.
CCACACAAACGGAGCCAAGCCAAGCGGAGUACCGAGAGAAACACCUAUAAAAAUCCACUGAUAAAGUCAAGCAGCAGCAACCAGUUCAAGCAGUCAUAAGGAUAAUGCGUAGCUGGCUUUUAUUGGGAUUAUAUGCGCUGCUAAUCGCCGCAACAGUUGGCCAGCCGCUGGAGCAGAAUGCGCCCGCCGAGAAGCAGCUGCAGGAGGAGCAGGAGGAGCGAGGAGAGCGCGUGAGUCGCCAAAUUGGCUAUGGAGGAUAUGGUGGCUAUGGAGGCUACGGUGGAUAUGGCGGAGGCUACGGUGGAUAUGGCAACUACGGUGGAUAUGGCGGCUACGGCAGCUACGCCGGCAUGCGCUAUCCUUAUUAUCCUUAUGGCAAUCUGUAUGGCUCCAGCCUCGGGCUGGGACUGGGCGGACUGACUGGCAGCGGAUAUUAUGGUCGUCCUUAUGGUUAUGGCAAUGGCUAUAAUAUUGGAUAUCCGCUCAUUGGCGGCUUUGGUGCCACUGCCGGCGGCGGCCUCGGCGGCGGCAUCUAUGGCGGUGCACCGUUCGCUUAAGAACCCAACAAAAAAAUAAGAGUAAAAAUAGAAAACGAUAAACGA